GCAACUCUCUGCUUCUGGCUCCAGCACUUCGCCCGUGGCCACCCCGCAAACGCUUGUUGGGCUGGGGUGGAGCCAAUUGCAAUGAUUUCUUGUCCCCGGACUACAUUUCCCAGCAUGACCGCUCGGCCUGGGAAGUGAGACAUCAUUAUUCAUUCGGAAGAAGUUUUGUUGGACCAAUGAGCCAAUCCCCUUCCUUUUCAAACCCGGCUGAAACUUCACAUAGGGUUAACAAGAAGAUGCUCCUCUAGCUUCAGGGGUAAAGGCAAACAAGGCGAGACAGCCCCAGAGACAAAGAAAUCGGGAGGCGGCAGCAGUGAACUAAGGGAAGUGGCUGCUCCCUUGUGACCCGGUGAAGGGGAAAGUGGAAAUAUUCAGGCCAGCUGUGGAGCAAACAAGGCAGCGCUCAGCCCAGCCAGAUGUGGAUCUGAGCAGAUGUUACCGCAGCCGUAACUGAAGCACCCUUUGGUUGUUCUCUUACAGCUUUCCUCCUCCUCAGCUGCAUCCGUUUUCUUUCUUCUCGUUUGGGUUUUUCCUUCCGAAGAAGUCUUGUCAAUGUUCAGCAUUUGGCUGCUUCGUGGCUUACUUCUUGGAGCAAUUCCGGUGCGGAGUGUCUGGGGUGGAGGAAGCCAGCUGAGCCCGGAGAGCAGCUUGAUCUGGGGCCCCGGGCUGAGAGCAGAUGUUGUCCUCCCCGCUCGCUAUUUUUAUAUUCAGGCUGUGGACACUGCGGGGCGGAGGUUCACUUCGUCUCCGGGUGAAAAUGCAUUUCAGGUGAAGAUCACUGCUCCUGAUGAACAGUUCACUCGAGUAGGAGUGCAGGUAUUAGACAGAAAAGAUGGUUCCUUCGUUGUGAGGUACAGAAUGUAUGCAAGCUACAAAAACAUCAGGAUAGAAGUUAAAACCAAAGAUAACCAUGUUGCAAAGUCCCCAUAUAUUUUAAAAGGACCUGUUUACCAUGAGAACUGUGACUGCCCUCAAGAAGAUAGCAAAGUAUGGGUGGAAGAGAUGAGCUGCUCUCAUACUAUUCCACAGAUACAGAAGGACCUAGCUAAUUUUCCCACUGUUGAUCCAGAUAAGAUUGCAAAGGAAAUUCCAGAAAGGUUUGGACAAAGACAGAGUUUGUGUCAUUAUACUAUAAAAGAUAAUAAGGUCUAUAUAAAGACAUAUGGAGAGCAUGUAGGCUUCAGGAUUUUCAUGGAUGCCAUACUACUAUCUUUGACUAGAAAAGUGACUAUGCCAGAUGUAGAGUUUUUUGUCAAUUUAGGGGAUUGGCCUUUGGAGAAGAAAAAAACUACACAGAACCUUCAUCCUAUCUUCUCCUGGUGUGGAUCUACUGAAUCAAAAGACAUUGUGAUGCCAACCUAUGAUCUGACAGACUCCGUUUUAGAAACUAUGGGCAGAGUUAGCUUGGAUAUGAUGUCUGUUCAGGCCAACACUGGGCCACCUUGGGAAGAGAAGAACAGCACAGCAUUUUGGAGAGGACGUGACAGUCGAAAAGAGAGGCUUGAACUUGUAAAGCUCAGUAGAAGAUACCCAGAUAUCAUAGAUGCUGCUCUUACAAAUUUUUUCUUUUUUAAGCAUGAUGAAAGUCUCUAUGGUCCCAUUGUGAAGCACAUUUCAUUUUUUGAUUUUUUUAAGGUAAGACAUCAACUAUUAUUUAUACUUUUUG
Alligator sinensis (Chinese alligator) is the source of this 1666-nucleotide messenger RNA. It is a transcript of the gene POGLUT2, whose product is annotated as KDEL motif containing 1. The annotation marks the transcript as partial. Gene Ontology annotation, cellular component: endomembrane system. Gene Ontology annotation, molecular function: protein binding; glucosyltransferase activity. The transcript is spliced from 6 exons. Lineage: Eukaryota; Metazoa; Chordata; Crocodylia; Alligatoridae. The record is from RefSeq and is a predicted model, not a curated record.